AUGUCAGGAAAAUGGAUGGUCACUGUGUACUUAGCACUGAGUACUAAGAGAAUAGACAUCAGGAAUUAUCAGAGUCUCUUGGCCUUUGUAUUUGCUGUCACUGAAAUAAACAAAAACCCAAGACUGCUGCCCAAUAUCACUCUGGGCUUCCAUAUUGUAGAUCACUGUUUGACUGAAGCAAUGGCAACAAUUGGAAUGAUUGACAUUAUGAGUGGAAAAGGGCUUCCCAUCCCUAACUAUCGCUGGGGCCUUUCACCUAACUUGGUGGCUGUUGUGGAUGGCAUAUCUUCCAAAGUGACUCUCCUUAUAGCCAGAAUGUUUGGCAUUUACAGAUUCCCACAGAUGCACAAGUAUAUAAAGAAAGUCAGUAUUACAGACAGUGACGGGAAUGAGUUACAUUUUGAUGAGAAUGGAGAUAUGCCUUCUGACUUUGACAUUUUAAACUGGAUUGUCUACCCAAAUCAGACUCUUAAUGGCAUCAAAGUAGGAACAUAUGCACAGAGAUCUGCCUCCCAGGAACUGAGAAUAAAUGAAAGUCUAAUACGAUGGAGCCCAUCUUUUAAUGAAACCCCACGUACACCUUGCAGUGAAACCUGCCUUAUUGGGUUUAGGAAGAAACCUAAAGAAGGAUUCCCUGAGUGCUGCAAUGACUGUGCACCCUGCCCAGAGGGCGAGAUAUCCAACCAGACAGAUAGAGAAACUUGUUUUAAAUGUCCAAUAAACCAAUGGCCUAAUUUAAAUAGAACCAUUUGCACUGAUAAAGUGAUCAUUUACUUAUCCUAUCAUGAGCCCCUAGGUGCAUCACUGGCUUUGUUAUCUGUUCUGUUUUGUAUCAUGACUUGUUUGGUUCUGAUGAUCUUCACUAAAUACAGGAACACAGCGGUUGUUAAAGCCAAUAACCGAGAUCUCAGCUACAUCCUCCUUGUGUCCCUCAAGAUUUGCUUUCUAUGUAAUCUGAUGUUCAUUGGCCAUCCCCGCCAUGUGACCUGCAUUCUAAGACAAACAGUGUUUGGUGUCAUCUUCUCUAUUGUUAUUUCUUCAGUUUUGGCUAAAACUGUAACAGUGGUCAUUGCCUUCAAUGCCACCAGGCCUGGAAGCAAACUGAAGAAUUAUUUGGGACCCAGAGUGUCUAAUUCCAUUGUAAUAUUCUGUUCAUUGAUGCAAGUGAUUAUAUGCACCAGCGGGUUAAUCAACUCUCCCCCAUUUCCUUAUUAUAACACCGAUGAUAUAGUUGGGAUGAUAGUAGCCGAGUGCCAUGAACAUUCAAGCUAUGGAUUUUACUGCAUUCUGGGAUUUAUGGGAUUAUUGGCAGCUCUUAGUUUUAUUAUCGCUUUCUUUGCUCGGACAUUACCUGAUAUCUUCAACGAAGCCAAGUUUAUCACCUUCAGCAUGUUGCUGUUCUGCAGUGUGUGGGUCUCUUUUAUUCCAGCCUAUCUAAGCACUAAAGGGAAAUAUGUUGUGGCAGUGGAAAUAUUUGCUAUCUUAUCUUCUAGCUCUGGAAUUUUGGGGUGUAUAUUUAUUCCCAAGUGCUAUAUCAUCCUUUUUAGAGCUGACAAGAACAAAACAGUCUUAAAAAAAAGAACUCAGAUUAAUUAG
Xenopus tropicalis (tropical clawed frog) is the source of this 1596-nucleotide messenger RNA. RefSeq names its product vomeronasal type-2 receptor 26. NCBI's taxonomy places the organism in Eukaryota, Metazoa, Chordata, Amphibia, Anura, Pipidae. The transcript has 5 exons. The coding region runs from base 1 to 1596 and encodes 531 amino acids. Gene Ontology annotation, biological process: G protein-coupled receptor signaling pathway. The record is from RefSeq and is a predicted model, not a curated record. Gene Ontology annotation, molecular function: G protein-coupled receptor activity. Gene Ontology annotation, cellular component: membrane; plasma membrane.